GCCCCAUUCCACAGCCUUUUGCCGCCGCCAAUCCCACGAGAAAGCGUGUGCCUGGUUGCCUCGCUCUGUCUGCUGUUGGCUCCUCUGCUCGACUCUCCGCGGGGCGCGCGGCGUCGCCGCUUCCACCCUUUGUACACACGUCAUCCUAGUGUGGCAUAAUGCAGCUUAUGCCAUCUACAUCGCGCCUGACCGCGACCACGACGCUGGUCGCCUCGGCCCUCUUCGUCGCGCCAUACCUCUCGUCCACCUCGUCGCCGUACGCCUAUGCCGCCGAGAUCGACUCGCCCAGCUCUGCCGACCACAACCACCACCGGUUAGGCCAGGGCGCGCUGCCGCACACGGAGCUGUUUGGGGGGGAGGAAGGUGAAGAGGAGGGAGAUCUAGCCAGGCGCGGCGACGAGGGCUACGUUAGCUACGAGCCCGAGUUCUGGGGCCUGGGCAGGGACCUUAUCGGCAGGGCGACGACGGAUGCCUUGGUCGAGUUGGGCAAUAACCGGCCGGCGUAUGAUACUAUCAGCGCGAACUCGUCGCUGUUCUUCCACUUCAAAAAUUCAUCGCUCUGGGGCAACUAUUCGGCGGCGACGCCGGGCUUGCCCUCGAUCGUGGAUAAGCGGAGCCUUGCAGACCAGGACGAGGGCUAUAAGACUGAGCUGAAGAAGCGCGCAUUGGAUGCGCGAAAGGACAAGGAUGAUGGCGACGAGGACCAGAAAGGUAGUAGCAAAGAGGAUGAUGACAAAGAUGGGGAGGGCGAUGAAGAAGGGAAAAAGGGUAACGGUAACGACCAAACGGGGGACGGUGAUGACGAUGGCGAACAAGAGUCCCUUGGGUCGAGGCUGGUCUACAUCACCGUAAAUGUCUGCAGACAGCCCACCUCUAAUAAUACUGCCGCGGCCGACCUGCCGCAGCUUACGAUGUACAUUUCCACGUCCUCCAAGAACAAGAACCCAGGCCCCGAUUCGAACGCAGGAGAACAGGCGACGGCGACUUUGACCGGAGGCUUUGCGAGCUAUACGACGCGGGCCAACUCGGACGUCUACGUCGGUCUGUCGACGCCGGAGCUGCCGCAAAAUUAUUCGGGGCAUUGGACUUACGAGCUGGCCGCUUCGAUUGACCAGUCGUUCCACCGGUUCAAUGAGCGGGACCCAACGAACGCGUUUGUGUACCUGGUAGACAGCGACACGACCUCUGCCUUGUUCACGACGGAUAAUCUCACUCAAGCCAAUGCCGAUGAUCCGGUGUAUCAGGAGUGGAUGAAGACGGGAACGCCCUUCCAGGUGUAUGCCUACAACACGAACAGCACGGUCAUCAAGGGCCUUGAGCGGUCUUUCUGCGGGUUGCAGCGGGCGUGGGCAGACCAACCGACGUCGUUGUCCAACGGCAUGACAACCAGGGGCUCGGGCAACAAGCCCAAAGAGCAGUUCUACCUCAUGGGCUUGAACGGCAGUACCGAAUACUUCGGCUAUCCAGUCAUGUACGGAAACUCGACCGCGACCGGGCCUGGUGUAGUCGGCGGCGGCGGCCAAGUAUGGUCCCCGGUGACAUUCCGCACCAAGCGCGACCACAACUGCCAGGUCAUCUUCGACCUUGACUUCUGUUCUGAAGUCGCCUACGCGGUGCCCAGCAACCCAAGCCGCUACAACAUGAACUCGCUCCGCACGCUCUACGACGACAACGCCGCGGAGCUGUACCAAAACUUCAACUACUCGCUGCAGCAAAUCCCAUGCAACACAACGACAACAGCGCAAUACUCACUGGCACGCACGUGCGACGACUGCGCCCGCGACUACAAAAACUGGCUCUGCGCAGUAACGAUCCCACGCUGCGACGACUUCAGCUCGCCGCACACGUGGCUGCAGCCGCGCAACGUCGGCGCGCCCUUCCUCGACGGGCACACGCUCGACGACGCCGACUGGAGCCGCGACCGCGACCCAGACACCAACGCCACGCUGACGGACCGCCUGUACGCCAACAGCAGUCGCAAUUCGCUCAUCGACGACAAGGUCCAGCCCGGCCCGUACAAGGAGGUCCUGCCGUGCGAGGACUUGUGUUACUCGCUCGUGCAGAGCUGUCCCGCCCAGUUUGGCUUUGCGUGCCCGAGUCGGGGCCGCGGCUUGGAGCAUAGUUAUGGCAAUCGCGAUGGCAUUGGCAGCAGCAAUAUCACGUGCAGCUAUUUGGGCGCGUUUUACUAUGUUAAUGCUGCUGGGGCGGUGGCGGCGCGCAGGGCGCUGGUGCUGGGUGUUGCGCUUGUGGUGGGGGUAGUGUUGGGUGCGGCGUAGGUUUGGGAAGAUGGCGUAUGUAUGUAUGUAUUUAGAUCCUUUAUCAGAUUUCGGCAGGACGAAGCAAAGCGAGCAAAACGAAGAAGAAAGAAAGACAAGGUUGAGUUUCAUAGAGAGCGAGCGAGUGGGCGAGCGAGCGCGAGAAGACAAUAUGAGAAAGAGAGAGAAAGAAAGCAAGAGGAGAAGAAAAUGGCGUUUUUUUGCGUUUUUUUGCGUUUCUUUGCGUUUUACUAUAUGCCAGCGUAUUUCCUACUUACAUGCGUAUAUGUGUGCGGGUGUGCGGGUGUGCGGGUAUAAUAAAUAUAAACGAAUAAGGGAUGAGUGGAUGGGUGGGAUGGGAUGGGUGGGUAGAUAGGUUAGGCGUUGGAAUGGUGUGUGCGUUUUAGGGUUUGCGC
Messenger RNA from Aplosporella prunicola CBS 121167, 2671 nucleotides. RefSeq lists its product as uncharacterized. The record is from RefSeq and is a predicted model, not a curated record. Lineage: Eukaryota; Fungi; Ascomycota; Dothideomycetes; Botryosphaeriales; Aplosporellaceae. Gene Ontology annotation, biological process: calcium ion import across plasma membrane. The transcript is spliced from 2 exons. Gene Ontology annotation, molecular function: calcium channel activity. The coding region runs from base 159 to 2276 and encodes 705 amino acids.